UACCGAUAUGGCAUGUGGUAUUCUAUAAUGACUGGGCAAUGGCGGCAAUGGCAAACUGCUGAUUGCCGUCAAUCGCCACCAGCUGCCAGGGCCGGAGUUAGAAAUAGAUAAUCAAAGUAAUCUGCGGGAAAAAGAGCUAGUUAAACGAUAGGCCACAUAAGUGUUCCUGUCAACGGAGUUCACCUAAUUUUUUUGAACUGUCAAAUUUGCAACUUCGGUAAAUUAAGUACUGUGGUGGCGGUUAUAUUUUAGACGAAGAAUACGGUGUUGUAAAUAGUGUUAAAGAAAGUUCUGUUAAAAGACACGCAUUUUUUAAGUUUUUGAGUUAAUGUCGAAGAGUAAUAUGGCAGAUACAUUUUCCACCGUUGUUGUUCGUCCGGAUUUUAAUCCUGAAAAAUAUGUGAAUGAAUUAACUCGGAAAUGCAUUGGUGGUCAAGAACUUCAGCAACAGAGACAGAAAAUCCAAAGCCUUGCAGAUGAAACAAGUGUUCUAUUGAAGAAAAAUGUGUACCAAAACUAUAUGCAGUUUAUUGAAACAGCAAAAGAGAUAUCACAUUUGGAAAGUGAAAUGUAUGAGUUAUCUCGAUUGUUGAACGAACAAAAUUCUUUACUUUCUUCAUUGACAACUAUGUCUCUUCUUGGUGAUAAAAUUCCUAGUACAGUAGAAUCAGAAGAAGCUGUUGAUGCAAAUCAAGUUGAUGAAGAAAAAGAGGAGGAAGAGAGAAGAAGAAAACUAGCUGCAGUUCUUGAGAAAGUAGAGGGUGCAAUGGCCAUUCUAGAAGUACCGGGAAGAGUUCUUUUGCAUGAAGGCACAUUAAUGGAACUGGAUCCCAUGGACAAUAAACCAAUUCAUCAAAUACAAGCUUAUUUACUUAAUGAUGUUCUUAUGUUGGCUACAUGGAUUCAAAAUAGUCGAGGACCAGUGAGGUAUAAAUUUCAGACUACUUACGAAUUGGGCAGUUUGGCUGUUGUAAAUGUAAGAGAUCUUGGAGGACUUGGGGAUAGUCUGUUCAAGUUAUUGGCCUUUCCUGACACUAGAGUGUUUCGUUGCAGCAGCGCCAAAUUGAAGCGAGAAUGGCUUGACAAAUGUGAUCAUGCAAAGAAAUCACGACUUGCACAAGAACAACAGAAGCGAGAUAAUACUGCUACAGCAGAUCGCUCUCCUUCUAAACUAGCCAAGUCAGAAUCUCUUGAUUCGCCAAGCAACCCAUUUGAAGAUCAUAAUGAUGGGCCUGCAGAACCAGAGCUUCCUGAAUGGCUGGUUGAAAUGCCUGAAGAUUUAGAUGUGUGUAUUGCUCAAAGGCAUUUUGAAGAUGCAUAUAAUUUAAUUGAGAGAGCCAGAGACUUUGUAGACAAAAAUUGCCCUAAUCAUAUGAGUGAUCCUGUUAUAGAAGAAAUUCGGCGCAAAUUAGAUGCUAGAGUCAAAUCACUUAUUGAAGUCUUAAUGAAAGAAUUAGAAGUUUCUCCUGAUAAAUCUUUACAAGGUGGAUUACGAGCUGCCAGGAGGGCUGUUCGGCUACUGAAUCAGUUGGGUCGAUCUACUCAGGCAUGUGAUUUGUUCUUGAAGUUGUGCACAAGUAUUUUGAAAGUUCAGUUGAAACGAGUAAAAAGAGAAGGUGCUACAGUUUUGUAUGUUAGACAGUUAGGUGGAAUAUUUUUUUCUAAUUUAACUGAUAUGGCUCGUGAAUUCUUGAGAGCCUUUCCCAAUUCACCCAGUUGUGCCUCAGCUUUUGUUGGGUGGGCUGGUUCAGAAUUGACUCACUUAACAUCACAUUUAAUCAAACAAGUCUUUAUGCCUCAAUCAUCAAUAUCUACCCUCGCAGAAUGUGUGACAUGUGUACGUGAUCAAUGUGACCAGCUCUGUGAAUUGGGUAUUGACUUACGCUACCAGUUGGAUGGACAGCUAAGAACACCACUCAUCCGAGCUCUGAGGGAUUCCAGAGAAAAACUUGUUGAUGCUGUAAAACUGCGUGGUGCUGAAGAUAAAUGGCAUCCUCUCAAUCUUCAAAAUAAAGCUGGUUUAACGAAAUUUAUACAAGAAAUGAGUGACAUUGGCAUUGCCAGUAUUCAUACAUAUGUAACAGGAGAAUGCUGGAUUAAUCUUACAAGCAACACUGUUGCUUUUUGUAAACUGUAUUUAGCUCUUGUAGAGGAUUGUUUGUGUUUGGCUACAGCUGAGUUGCUGUAUACUAUUGAUGAAGUUUUAGGUGAUGUUUUUCAUGCACAACUGAAACAUGUUGAGGCAUCUCUCAAGAAUGACAAGCUUCGAUCAGAGAGUAAGUUCAUUCAAAAGAAUGCAGUAUUUUUGUUGGAUACCCUUUUGACAAUAGUAGAACACUGCUAUGAAGAAAAACUAGGUCACAAAUGCACACGUCUAUCUUCACUGCAAGAGGAGUAUGCUUGGAUUAAGAAAGAAGGACCAAAACAACUGAUAAACAGUUCCAAGCCAAUAACCAAAUACUCCAGCUCAGAAUACCUGUAGAAUACCUUUUUUGAAGCAGUAUCAUAAAAAGACACCCUCAAAUAAAAAUGUAGAAUCUGUUUAAACUUCCUCUGAAAAAAGAAAAGUUUGUUUCUCAUUGUUAAGAAGUUGAACAUUUGUUUUCAUCUUUUGUUGUAUUCUCUCCAGAUGGGUCUUGAAGCCUUUAAAUUAAGACAAAAAUUUGUACAUAGGUUGUCAUUCUUCAUGAGGUGCUAUUUGAAUUGUGUAGCAGGAAUAUGUGGUAGUAUUGGAAUGCCAAAAAAAAAAACCUCUCAUGGAAAGCUUACCUAGUAGUACUUAGUUCACAGUAUACGCAAAUGUAAAAUGCAUGAAUGACCCACAUUGAAUGCUUUCUUGUUUAUACUUCGGUUUUCUCCUGAAUAAAUAUGAAAUGGCAUUUCAACAAAAAAGCAUACAAUUUUAAUCCUUCAAUUCAUCCUUCAUUCUUGUAAAUAUUGUACAUAAUUAGUAUUCUUAUGAGGUUUAUAUUCUGUUAAUAAAUAUAUAUGUUGAAAUUACUUGGGCACUUGUUUUUGUGCAAUGAUUUAUCCUCUUUCACGUUAACAGUUUAGAGAAAUAAUAUUCCUUGCUCUAUGGUUAUAGGACCUAUUUACAGAAUUCCUUCUUACCCAAAUCAUUUUACUUCAGCUUACUACAUACAUAGUAAAGAGCAAAUGUAAUGCAGUAGUGGAAAUCUAUAAUUUUUCUACCAAAAACUCAUUAUUGGGCCCUUGAACGAAAAAGCAGACUCAUCUUGUUCCUAUUUACUAGUAGUAAAUUACUUCCAACAUGUAGAAUUCUUGGUACUGAAGAACCUAUUGAUGACAAAACAUUUACCGGUCAAUGCUAGUACCAUAACAGAUCUUAUGAUUUACCCAAUCCAUCUCAACAAACUCAAAUAUUUGAAAUGAAUAUUUUGAUUUUUGGAAUACAUUACUUGAAGCCUCAACAUUUUAAAAAUUUUGUCAAAAAUUGUUUCAAUUUUGUUUUUAUUCAUCUUCAUCCUUGGAGAGCAUAAACGCUUACAAAAUGGCGCUAGUCUUGCUUUUCUUUAAAUUUCUAAAUUUUCAAAACUUCAAAAUUUUAUCCAAGACUUCCUCCAACAACUACAAUGUUGAAGACUGAGAUUCUUUUCCUUAAUAAAAUCUGUUGUUUAAAGAUAUUUUAUUUAAAAAUAUAUCUUCUUUCCAUUUUUUUCCUUGUAUAAUGACAGAACAAUAAAGAAAUCUGUGAUGGUCCCUAUUUUGAUGAACUCUUAUUUUCAAAAACUGCAGAAAAUUAACGUUGCAAAAAACUUUAUAGACAACAGGAAUUUUUUUCUUAAAUAAAAUGUCUUCUAAAAAAUUUGAUGUUUACAAAAAGUAAUGUACAAUUCUCUGGGGGAAAAAUGUUUUCUUGUAAUUUCUGCUUGAAAUUAUUUAAAAAAUUUCUCCACAAAAAUGGUGCAAGUCUAGCAUUUGCUGAACUCUGAAUUUUGGAAUAUUGCAAAAGAUGGAAAUAAUGCAAUGAUGUAUAUGCUGUUGCAGCACAAUUAAUUUACUACCUCUUCUAGUACUUCCUGACAAAAUAUUGUUAUGCUGUAGAAAAAAUGCUGAUUAUUUUAUAAUUGUAAAUCUUCAUUCUAUGGAAGCAAAAUGAAUGUUAAAAUAAAUUUAAUAAUGAAUGAUAGCAAUUACUCUUCCAUGAGAAAAUAGAUUUCAGUAUUGCAAUGCAUACCUGAAACUUGGUAAAAUUGUAACCUUUUUAUCUAAACUAAUAAAGUAAAUUAAAAAUUGGAUUGUUCCUUUGAAAUGUUAAGUUUCUUAUAAACAAUUUAAUGAGGUAGAACUUGGAAAUACAUGUUAUUCUCAAGCUAAAUUUAAUAUAUUUUAUUGCUUCCUGCAUGAUUAUUUAUAGCUUGAUAUGACGAUUUCAAACUGAUUUAUGACUUUAUUUACUUUGCAUAGAUGUUUAAUAAAUGUACGUUGUUGCAUACAUGUUUUAGUUUGUUUAAAUUGUUUUUUAAUUGAAACUAAAUUUUCAGACCUCAAAGGUAAUAUCCUCCAAACUGAAAUUAGUUGCAUCAUUCUUGAGUAUAGAUGAAAGAAUCAGAUAUAUAGAUUAUCAGCUUCAAAAUGGGUAUACCAUUUUUGAUUUAUGAUUGUACUGAAGGAACCCAACUUGUUCUUAAAUUAAGAGAAAUCAGUUAUGUGCUUGGAGUAACCAGUUCAAAGAGAACCUUGUUCCCUGAGGCAAAGCAAAGAUUUUAUUGUUAUAUUGCAAAAUGAGAAUUGAAUAAAACUUUAUUUAUGGCAGAAACACUAUUUUCUUUUUGCGAUAAGAAUAAAUAUAAACAAUAUUGUCAUGAGACAAGUCUCGUAAUACAAUUAUUUCAACAUUAUUUACAUAUUGGCAUUAAACAUUUGUUUGUGUUCAUUUGCAUUUAAACAAUAAUUGGUCAAGUUUAUUCUGAAACAUUCAAAGAAUGAAACUGAAAAUGUUAAUUACACAGAACAACAAACUUUCGAAAUAAAUUUUGUCAUUUGUAUGUCAUGAUUUAAAAUUUAAAAAAUUAACAAAUAAAUAAAUGAAAAGUGAAUUCUAUAACAAUAUUUUCUGUUAUAGAACAAAACAACUGAAAUCUGCUGAAAUGUAACUUGAGUGAAAAGAGUAGGUAGGCAAUUUUCAAGAAGUACAUGAUACUGUUUUUAUCAUUGAUUUUUUCUAAAAGGAACAGAAAGACUUAAUUUUUUUGGACUUACAAAAUACAUUACCAUUUGGAAAACAAAACUAUUUCAUCAAUGUGACAAAACGCAAAGCAUAAGUGUAAAACAUAGUAUACAAGUCUUACAAGGGAAGCUAGCUUUACACAAGAAAACAACUUUGAGAAAUGUUGCCAUACACUAAUUCUUGAAACAAAGAAUAGUUGUUUGAAUAGUUAUAAAGUUGAAUUUCAUGAUGAUUUACAUUGAGGAAAAUAACUAUUUUAAAGAACAUCCAAAUUUGACUUGAAGAGAACAAACUGUCCUUAACGGUAGACACUUAUCUACGGGAAGAAUUCUCCUAAUUGGCUCCAACUUGGAAUCUCACCAUUGCCCACUUUCGUAAAAUAGGUUCAAUAUUUUAUUCCCUAGGAAUAUAAAGUUAUAAAUAAUUUUCACCUUCAGUCUCAAGUAACUAAUAAUUCUUCGUUAAGAAUCAUGG
Gryllus bimaculatus (two-spotted cricket) is the source of this 5665-nucleotide messenger RNA. The record is from the annotation of a GenBank genome assembly. NCBI's taxonomy places the organism in Eukaryota, Metazoa, Arthropoda, Insecta, Orthoptera, Gryllidae.